AUGGAGAGCAUCGUAGUCACUCCUCCCAUGGCGAGCAUCGUAGUCACUCCCAUGGCUGCACCUCUGUCAGCGGAGUUUAACAAACUCACCUUCAGUAGCUUGUAUAUUCGUCGAACUGGUCCAGGCAGCAGGGAGAUAUCCAUGGAUGGAAAAUCUGAUAUGGGCAAAAGAUAUUUCAGUGACUUCCCCAUAUAUGAUGGUCCUGCCUCCGACGCCAGCCUUGUGGCACGCGUACAGGGAGUCUCAAUCCAAGCUGGUGACACACACCAAAUAUUCACCAUCGUGUUUGAGAACGACAGGUUUAAGGGCUCCACGCUCCUUACCAAUGGAGUGAUAACGGGUGGGUCUGAUGACUGGGCAAUCUACGGCGGAACCGGAGUGUUUGCUAUGGCGAGCGGUGUCAUAAAAAGAAACUAUCUUCCCGAUAGGACUGGUGGGAAUUCUGAUGAACUUACCAUGGAAGUUUUCUGCCCGGUGUUUGGCUCGUCACAGCAGCCAAAGGGCUCUAUCACGAAGAUGGGAUUAUGGGGUGGAGCGGGAGGGUGGGAUCAUGACAUAACAGCGCCACCAAAGCGUCUGCUGAGCCUCACCAUCACCACUCGCAGUGGCAGUGCUGUUGAAUCGAUUCAGUUCACUUAUACCGACAAAGCUGGCGAGAAGCACACUGCUGGCCCAUGGGGUGGAAGUGGUGGCACUUCUCAAACGAUCGAUCUUGACGACGCUGAGUACGUCAAGGAAGUUUCAGGAACAUACAGCUUAUAUGGACCAUAUACUGUCUUAACCUCAUUCAAUCUUGUCACCAACAACAGAACCUGGGGCCCAUGGGGCACCAAGAAUGGGACACGUUUCUGCAUUACCGCGCCAGCCAACAGCAGCAUUGUGGGAUUCUAUGGACGUUCGGGAAGCCUCAUCGAUGCCAUUGGUGUUUACGUGCGUGAAUUUUGA
Molecule: messenger RNA, 945 nt
Organism: Miscanthus lutarioriparius
Lineage: Eukaryota; Viridiplantae; Streptophyta; Magnoliopsida; Poales; Poaceae
Source: the annotation of a GenBank genome assembly